Drosophila mojavensis is the source of this 1184-nucleotide messenger RNA. It is a transcript of the gene mbf1, whose product is annotated as endothelial differentiation-related factor 1 homolog. Gene Ontology annotation, cellular component: nucleus. Bases 143 to 664 code for a protein of 173 amino acids. Lineage: Eukaryota; Metazoa; Arthropoda; Insecta; Diptera; Drosophilidae. The record is from RefSeq and is a predicted model, not a curated record. The transcript is spliced from 5 exons. Gene Ontology annotation, molecular function: DNA binding.
ACAACCAUACGACUCCUCGAGUCACACCGUACAGGUAUUUCACACACAUAUAUAGAUAGUUCUGGAAUUUUUAGUUUUAAUUACAAAAUAGUCACUAUAUAUAUUCAUAUUAAGGAAAGAAUUAAUAACAAAGCAGUCAAAAAUGUCGGACUGGGAUACGGUAACUGUUUUGAGGAAAAAGGCCCCUAAGUCUAGCCAACUGAAGACCGAAUCAGCUGUUAAUCAGGCACGCCGCCAAGGUGUUGCCGUUGAUACGCAGCAAAAAUAUGGUGCUGGCACCAACAAGCAGCAUGUGACUACUAAGAACACUGCCAAGCUGGAUCGUGAGACUGAAGAAUUGCGGCAUGACAAGAUACCGUUAGAUGUUGGCAAAAUAAUUCAGCAAGGACGCCAAGCCAAGGGUAUGAGCCAGAAGGACUUGGCCACGAAAAUCUGCGAGAAACAGCAGGUGGUUACGGAUUAUGAAGCUGGACGUGGAAUUCCCAACAACUUGAUACUUGGCAAAAUGGAGCGGGUGCUUGGCAUAAAAUUACGUGGCAAGGAGCGCGGCCAACCAAUAGCGCCUCCCGGUAAAAACAGCAACAACACCAGCAACAAACAUCCAAGGCAACAGCCACAAUUGGACUCUGGAGGUUGGAGCACUGUGUGCAGUCGACGCAAAUGAAGCAAAUAUCGGGAGGCUGUUUAUCAACAACGACAGCAGCAGCAACACGAGGAGAGUGAACGAGUUAAGAAACCAUCAAAAGCUAUUUAAACAAGAAAAACAUCAACAAACAAUCCAAUCAAACAGCCAUGAGCGCCAACCACACAAGCAACAUUCGCAACUAAUUCUUUUCCAACAUUGUUAAAUUUUAAACCAUUUACAAUUUAGUGACUAAAAUUCAAACAUUGUAAUUCAAUUAUUGGUAAAAAGAAAAAAAAAAAUCCGUAAACACUCAUAGCUCACGGGACAAUGCGAAACGCAACAACAAACUAUAGCCUAAACUAAAAUGAAAAAACUAUACUACAAAUUUAUUAAAAUAUGUUGCAAAUGGCUCGAAAAAAGUUGUAGUUCUGUUUUUUGUUCAUAUUUUGGCAUUUCUUUAACACUAUUAUAAUUUAUUGUUUUUAUUUAUAAUGAAUACGUUUUAUAUGUCUUAAAAAGAUGAAGCAUUGAAUUAUACACUCGAAGAAAAAACAAAGAA